GAGCAGCUCUCCUGGAGAAGAGGACUGGGGCAGGGCGAGUGGGGCAGAGAAAGGCGGGGCUCCUAGUGCCUCCCGGAGCCGCACAGCGAGAAGCCGAAGGGCGGGUCGAGGCGGGGCGAGACGAGCUUAGCGGCGGAGCGGGGCGAGCAGGGGGCGGGGCCUUGGUGACGUGACCUAUGAGCAGACGGGGCCGAAGGGAGCGGAGGCGGAGCCCGAGCCCGACUGGACUGGGCCGAGCGGGGCCAAGCGGGCGGCCAUGGCCCUGCGGAGGGUAUCUGACUGGGAGUGUCCUCUACAGCCGAUCCGGCGCCACUCAGCCAUCACCCGGGAGGCGGAGCAGCGCGCCUGGCAAUGGUGCCGGGAGUUCUUGGCCGGGGCCUGGCGCCUAGUGAAAGCCGACGAGCUGGAAGUGAGCCCGGUGAGCGGGGGACUCAGUAGCCUGCUCUUCCGGUGCUGCCUCCCGGAGCAUAUACCCAGCGUCGGAGACGAGCCCCGGGAAGUGCUCCUGAGGGUCUAUGGGGCCAUCCUGCAGGGAGUGGACUCCCUAGUCCUGGAGAGCGUGAUGUUUGCCAUCCUGGCCGAGCGUUGUCUGGGCCCCCGGCUUUAUGGGGUCUUCCCCGAAGGGAGGCUGGAGCAAUUUAUUCCGAGCAGGGCGCUUCGUUCACAUGAGCUGCAAGACCCCGAGAAGUCCGCAGUGAUCGCCAUCAAGAUGGCCCGGUUCCACUACAUGGAGAUGCCCUUCACCAAGGAACCUACAUGGCUGUUCGGGACCAUGGACCAGUACAUAAGGAAGAUCAAGCGGUUGCCACCUUCCGAUGUGCCCAAAGUCAAUCUGUUAGAGAAGUACCAACUGGAGAAAGAAAUUGACUACCUACGGUGGGCACUGGGCCCUGAGGCACUCCCUCCCCAUGUGCUGCCUGCUGAGAAGGGGAAGCAUCUUGGGAAAGGCUUCCCAGGGCGGCCCUACACCAACCCCCUCCCUUGGCAUCCCCCCAAGGAAGGCCUGUUCCCUGCCAUCUACGCUCCCCUCCCCCAAAGCUGGAGAAGCCCUGGGAGGGAGAAGUGGCCGUCUGGAACCUCAGUGAAAUUCCUGGAAUCGACCCCCUCCCCGGUGGUAUUCUGUCAUAAUGACAUCCAAGAAGGAAACAUCCUGCUGCUCAGUAACCCCAAAACCUCGGCGCCUUUGGAUAAGCUGAUGCUCAUAGAUUUUGAGUACAGCAGCUACAAUUACAGGGGCUUUGACAUUGGGAACCACUUCUGUGAGUGGAUUUACAACUAUGACCACAACGAAUGGCCCUUCUUCCAGGCCCUGACUGAAAACUACCCCUCCCAGGAACAGCAGCUUCAUUUCAUCCGAAAUUACCUGUCAGAAAUCCAAAGGAAUGUGACUCCCUCCCCAGAAGGGCAAGCCCAGUUGGAAAAGGAGAUGCUGGUGGAAGUAAACAGGUUCGCCCUGGCGUCGCACAUAUUCUGGGGCCUCUGGUCCAUCCUCCAGGAUGCUCUGUCCACCAUUGAGUUCGGCUACUUGGAAUAUGCACAAUCUCGAUUCCAAGGCUACUUCAAGCUGAAGGAGAGUCUGGCCCCCUUCUAACAGGCCUCCUCCUCCCUGCUCUCCCCACCCCGGGACACUGGAAUCCAAGGGGCAGGCGGCGACGAAGCGGAGAUGGAGGCUCAGGAGGGCAUCGGAGGACUCGGCUGGCCGCCGCUGAGAAGGGACCAAACACCAAAGGAUCAGCCCCCGCGCUAGCCACACCCAGAUCUCUCCCCAGCCCUAGUCUGAACUGUGAUUCCCAGCCGGCGGAGGAGCCUGCCCAGCUGGGGUGGCCACUUCUGUACCCUCCACCUUCACACCAAUAAAGGCUACCUGCUGCUGGCUUUGCCCAGCUGGGUCUCA
Messenger RNA from Monodelphis domestica (gray short-tailed opossum), 1894 nucleotides. NCBI's taxonomy places the organism in Eukaryota, Metazoa, Chordata, Mammalia, Didelphimorphia, Didelphidae. The record is from RefSeq and is a predicted model, not a curated record.